Molecule: messenger RNA, 6621 nt
Organism: Anopheles stephensi (Asian malaria mosquito)
Lineage: Eukaryota; Metazoa; Arthropoda; Insecta; Diptera; Culicidae
Gene: Cad89D
Product: cadherin-89D
Exons: 11
Coding region: 392-6376 (1994 amino acids)
Biological process (GO): calcium-dependent cell-cell adhesion; adherens junction organization; multicellular organism development
Cellular component (GO): adherens junction; plasma membrane; catenin complex
Molecular function (GO): cadherin binding; calcium ion binding
Source: RefSeq, a predicted model, not a curated record
UCUUGAUCUGGUGCUGUCGAUCUGUGUACGCGAUGAUGAUGAGAUAAGUGCCGAAAUUAGUGUGUGUUGUUGCAGGGAAAAGGUGCCGUCAGAGGUAUGGCAUUAGGGAAGGUGCCACAACUCGCAACCGAUCGCCAAAACCGGGAAGUUGCCUAGUGAAAUGGAGAAAUUACCGAUUUGAAAGUCGGCCUUUUAACCGCAACAUCAAGUGCAAUAUUAGUGUCCCCAGCAAGAGUGGCAGUUGUGACGGGGAUAAGGUAGUUGUUUCAACAGUAAAACGAUACCAAAACAAAGUGAAACUAGGGCGGAAAAGAACGUGAACAACUCACCUUAUUUAAAUAAGCAGAAGAAAUAGAUUAGGAAGCAGCACCAACGUCAGCUCCAACGCACGAUGAAGUUCAUCAGCAGGAUCACCGUGUUUCUGCUGCUGCUCCUAGCUGGCGUGACCAAACCAAAUCAAGCAUGCAAACUUUACUCGAAAAGCAAUUUACGCACCAAAGCCGACGGUGUACAGUUCCUGCGGCUGAAGGAAGACUUCCCCGUCGGUGGUGAGAUCGUCUCGCUGUACGCGUACCCACGCAACUCGAUCCUGAUACCGCGCACGGAGAACUCGAGUGAUUACGAGUACUUCAAGCUGAAGGAAAUCAACAGUACCGUCGUGAGCGUCAUCCUGAACCGGAGUCUGGACGGGCUGGUCGAUUCCGACGAUCCGCAGAGCAUCCUCAAGUUUAGCGUGUUUUGCAGCGGAACGUCAGCGACCAACGCCAAGCAGGACAAUUCAUCAUUUUUUACAAUUACUGUUUACAUUGAAGAUAUUAACGAUAAUGAUCCCGAAUUUAUCAAUCUACCGUACGUGGUAACGCUCGACGAAUCAACGCCAAUUGAGACGGUGGUGUUUAAUAGAAUUAAGGCAAUUGAUCGUGAUAAGCCAAACACGCCGAAUUCCGACCUCGAGUAUGCGCUCGCGGCCAAACACAUGAAGAGCGGCGACUUUCCGUUUCGCCUCGAAGGUUCCCAGCGGCCAUCGUUGGUGCUGCAGCGACCGCUCGAUUACGAUGCCGGCUGGCGCUCGAUGAGCGUCCAGAUCGUCGCAUCCGAUCGGGGCAAUCCACCACGCACCACGAACGCCACCAUCCGGGUGAACCUGAGGGAUGUGGACGAUCUUCCGCCGAUCUUUACCCGUGCCCAGUACCGGACACGCAUCAAGGAGUCCUUUCCGCUCACGGGCAAACCGAUUCACAUCCCACUGUACAUUGAGCCCCCGAUAAUGGCGUUCGAUCAGGACUCGCUGAACGAAACGCUCGUGUACGGUAUAGUGGCCGGUAACGAGCGUCAACUGUUUUGGAUCUCACCGGAAACCGGUGUGCUGUUCUUGCAGAAGGAGAUCGAUCUGGACAGUGAGAGCCUACCGGACAACACGUUCACACUGCAGAUCGAGGCACAGCAGAUCAAUGACCCGACCAAGAAUGCCUUCGCACGUGUGGAGAUUGAGGUGAUCGACUUGAACGACAAUGUGCCCGAGUUUGAGGUCGACCUGUACAACAUCUCCAUCAUCGAGAACCUGCCGAAAGGGUUCAGCAUACUGCAAGUGAAUGCCAUCGAUCGGGAUCAGGGUGAGAAUGCUGAGUUCUACUACUACCUGAUGGACGAGGAACCGAAGGGUGCCUUCAUGAUCGACCACGGUUCCGGGUGGAUUGUGGUGCGGGAUGAAACAUUCCUCGACAAGGAGCAGCGUAGUUCGCUGAAAAUGAACGUUCACGCGGUCGAGCGGAUUGAGCAGUACGAUCGUAGUCGCAACUAUGGUAAGGUACAGGUGGAGAUCACCCUGCUCGACACCAACGACAAUACGCCGGAGUUUGAGCAGGGCACACUGUACGAGUUCAAGACACACUGCAAUGGGACGAUCGGAACGAAGGUGGGCCGAAUUCGUGCCCUCGAUCCGGAUGACCUUGGAAAUGGGAAGAUACAGUACACUAUCAAAAACGUACGCCCGAACCUUGUCAUCCCGUUCAAGCUCGAUCCGGACACGGGCGAUAUUCGUGUAUCGGAACAGCUGACGUACGGUAAAAUUGCAUUCUUCGUUGAAGCACGAGAUCAACCUCAGAAUCCUUCGGAGUCACGGUUCAAUGUGGCGCUAGUUACGAUCGAUAUCGUGUGUCAAUCGAUCGAGGAUAUCGAAUUUAUCGGUGCACCGUAUGAGUUCUGGGUUGGGGCGGAUGCUUCCAUCGGUUCUUCCGUUGGACAGAUCAGAACCACCUUCGACAUGGUUUCCGAUGAGGAGAUAUUCUUCGAUCUGCUGCACUCCUACCCAGAAGGUGUACCGUUUGCGAUCGAGGAACGGUCCGGCAUCGUGACGGUGAUCGAAUCGAUGGAGAAAUUCGAUCGACGAUGCUAUGAGUUCGAAACGGUUGUUUCGUACCUGCCUGACUCCGCCGGUAAGAACGUGGAACAGCUAACGCCCGAAGCGUACAACAGUCUGGAGAAGAUCAUCGUGACGAACGUUACGAUCCACGUGAUAAAGCACAACUUUAUGCUGCUGCGAGGCACCAACGCAACGCCGAUCGAGUUCCGUGUGAAAGAGAACAAACCGAACACGAUGAUAGGGCAGCUGAAGUUCCAAGAUUUUCAGGAGCAAUGUGAUGCUGACGAGAAGGGACUGCCACCGCUGAUCUCGGUGCGGGGCGACAAGAAUCGCGGUGAUCGACAGGUGUUCCAGCUGAAUGGAGGGAAAAACCGAACACGAUACGCACGGAGGUUCACGCGGGACGUGUCAGGCCAUUCGAACUUUAUCCGGCUGUAUCCGCUCGUGACGUUUGAUGCGGUGUUUAGUUCUGCCGGGAAUGGUACCAGGAAGGCAAGAAAUUCUCGUAAUCCUACGAGCGGUGUACAGUACUCGCUGGUGAACAGCUACGAUGUGGCGGAUACGGUUCGUCUCACGAACGAUGGCAAGUUGAUGACGAUCAAGGGACUGGAUCGGGAGAAGCAGGAUGUCAUACGGGUUACCAUUAUUGCGGAGUACUUUUACAAACAGCGCACAUUUGCCGGCAUUUAUCAGGUGGUGAUAGUGGUCGAGGACGAGAACGAUAACCCGCCGACGUUUAAUCAGCCAUUUUUCCUGGGUGUGAUUGCGGAAAACUCCCCGAUCGGCACUGAGAUUGUGUUGAAUAAUCCGAUCAUCAUCUCCGAUAUGGAUGCAGCGGGCCCCAACAGUGAGUACGAGCUGCUGCUGUCCGGCGAGUCGAACUCUUUCGUAGCUCAGUUUUCCAACUCGACGCUCUCGAACUACAACAAAACGGUGGCGCACAUCUUCCGCAACCUACAGAUAGCUAACAUUGAUCCGAGCGAGUCCCGUGUGCGUCCGGACUAUCAUCGUCCCCACAAGCAGCUGGAGUGCGGGAACUCCAGUACGCCGCACUACAACAUUCUGUUCAUGGGCCCCAACAAGCUCGACCGUGAGGAGAUAGAGAGUUUGACCCUCAAAAUGAUGGCCACCGAUCGCGACAACUUGAUGUCGGAGGUAGAGCUGAAGAUUCUCAUACUGGACGUAAAUGACUGUGCGCCAGUGUUUGAGCGGAUCGCCAUCUUCCGGAAGAGUCGCUGCGAGAUGAUCGAAAACACGAGCGACCUCGAGCUGAUGUACUUGGACGAGAUCGAGACGGAGGUGUUGCCCGAGUUUCUUGACGCUGGUCUAAUGGAGAUAAACAGUCGCGUAUCGUACGGUGUGGACAGUCUGUUUGAGAUGGUCCAGUCGGCUCCGUACGUUGGAAUGCCACGGCUCUACGACAGCCAAUCGGUAAUGGUUAAUCGAACCGCCGAUCGGGAACAUCUAACGAUGCGUCGCAAGCUCUACAAACAGAAAGUUCGUCAACGCGGACGUAACACACGCGCUGUGACGAAAAAAUCGCAGCUAAAGUUUGCUCUGCCGGAAAACGUGGAGGUGGGUAAAGUGAUCUUCAAGCUUACUGCCAACGAUGACGACUUUGAGAAAAACUCGAAGGUGUUUUAUGAAGUCGUUGGACAAACGGAUCUGAAUAGUGGUGAGCGAGUGAGCUACUUUAGAAUCGAUCGUCACAAUGGAGAGCUACGAGUCGCCAAUCGUCUUCCACCGGAAAGCGACGUUAAGCUGAACAUCACCGCCAAGGAUGUGGGCGGUCUGUCCGAUAUGUUGCAGGUCCAGUUCCGGGUGUACGAUGUGAACGAUAAUGCACCGGUGUUCGAGAAACAGUGGUACACGUUCAACGUGGACGAAGGAUCGUACCCGAUUACGGGCAAAAAGAUCGGACAGGUGCGAGCUAACGAUGAGGACAGCGGUAUGAAUGGGAAUGUCACGUAUAUGUUGCUCCCAGAAGGUGAUCAGAAGAUACCCUUCUCAAUCGCUCCGCUCGAUGGCACGAUACGAGUCAGUGGAGAGAUUGAUCGCGAAAUGGUGUCUUCCUAUCGGUUUCGAGUGCUUGCUUCGGACAACAAUUUUGAUCUCAAACUUUCGGCCAUGGUAGACGUGGAGGUGAUCGUGAUGGAUCGCAACGAUAAUAGCCCAGAGUUUACGGCGUACGAUGAUCUUAGAAGUGAUCGUAACAACAUCAAACGGCUGCCAGUGUACGUGGCGUAUCUUGACGUUAACUCGAAGGUGGGCACAUUCGUCAAGCAGGUUAUGGCCCGGGACAGUGACUUCCGAGAGAAUGGUAAUGGGCUGGUGAUAUACUCGCUCACCGGGCAGAGUGAUGUGCUGCAGUUCAGCAUCGAUCCAAAGGAUGGUGUCGUGACUACCGCUUCCAAGUUUGCACCGAACGAAAGCAACAGGAAAACCUACGAACACCUAAACGUGACAGUGGUGGCAUCCGACUUUGGAACACCACCCCGUUCAAGCAUGGCACUGCUGAUCGUGAAUCUGCAGGGAGAUACCCUUCAGAAGCAACCGGUGGAAGAUAAACCUCCGCUAUUCCCGUACAAGUACUACGAGAUCGAGCUGCGCGAAAAUGAUCCCGCACCGCGCAUUGUGCUCAACGUAACGCUCUCGAAGCGUUACACCAACGAUCCUUUCCGGUGGGAAAUUGUUGGCGAUACGUUUGACGAUCAGUUUCGCAUUGACGAACGGAAUGGAUCACUGUGGUUGUUGAGGCCGCUCGAUCGGGAGGAACGUGACUCGUACGAGGUUAGGAUCCGGGUGCAGAAGAUAAAGCGUGAAACGAGGAACAUUCCCAGCGUGCUGUAUGCGUUGGAGAAUCCGGUUAAGCGGAAAAGUAGUCGACUGUACGAUAAUGAGGUGGAGAUCAUGAUCAAGGUGGUGGACGUUAACGAUAAUGCACCGGUGUUUCGGGAUAACUACGGUCCUAUCAUAUCGGUCGUGCCCGACACAGCUAACUACGGCUAUGCGGUUAUGAAAGUUGAGGCCACGGAUGACGAUGCAGGAAGCAACGGUGAAGUGCGAUACUCACUGCUAAACGAACCAGCCCGUCUGUUUGCGAUCGACCCACUCACAGGACAGAUCCGAUUGCUCAACUCUCUGGCCACGUUCAAGGAGAAGGUGUUUGGGUUCGAUGUGAAGGCGACGGACCGGGAGGGAGCUGACGAUGGCAAGUCCACCAUAGCGAAUGUGUUCGUGUACGUGCUGCACGCACAUCAGGAGGUGUGCUUGAUCCUGGCCGGUCUGCCUGUGGACAUCGAGAAGCAGUUGGGCAUGAUCUCGUCCAGCUUGAGCACUGCCACCGGUUACGAUAUUCGAAUACGGGCACUGGAAACCAACACCAAAGUUGAUGAUGCGACAAACCUAUACCUGUAUGCCAUCGAUCGAAAGACCAACGGGCUUGUCGAAAUGACCGAACUUCAAAGGUCACUCUCCCGACUGGACAUGUCCAACUUGAAACCGAACCUACCCAUCAUCGAGCUUACCGAACUGGCGGUCAACACGAUCGAGCCGCACUCCUACGAUGCGGCCGGCAUGAAAGGCAUCGAGCUGGCAACGGUCGUCAUAGGAGGAUUAAUCUUUGCCGGUGGCACUGCGACGGCUCUCUGCAUUGCCUGUGCACGCUACAGACGCCUAAUACCUCUGCCGAACGGUGUUGGAGCCGGCGGUGGAGCUGGAGGUAGCAGCAAUACAUCAGCGGAGGACGUGCGUGUUCGAAGUACGGUGUCACGGAUUGGGCUGGGUAGCAAUAACAACACUACGGGCAGUACGCGACCCAUCACCGGUGCGGACAUACAGCCGGUAAUCAAUCGAUCCGACCUGAAGAGUUCCAUCUUCCAUCCGAACUUUCAUCGACAGUUCGUGACGAACAUCAGUACGGAGGCGGUCCAGGAGCAUAGCAAUGAGGGCAACAAUAGUGAUAGCUACGAGGACUCGCUGAAGGACUCACUGACGUCGAACACGAGCCUAUGACAAUCGGGGAAUCCUCCCGGGAGGACCUACUACACUGUACAGUUUAGACAUAAGGGUGAUCCAGAGGAGUAGAGUAGAGUGCGAGCCGUCCAUUGUACGAUUGUUGAUUCGUUUUUAAGCUAGGCUAAGUACCUGUACUGUACCACCAUAACAUCUCGACCGCGGCCUGUUUAGGAGCCGCACUGAAGAUGCAAGAGACUGUGUAAAUAAAUCCGUAAGCGACCUGCUUCAUCAUUUACCUUUUA